CCUUGUUAUUGGAUACACACACACGAAAAGAGAAUACCUCCGAUAAACUCAGGUAAAUGCAGGUCUGUUCAGAAAAUUUGCUUGCAGUAAAUUCAGUACUAGUCAGUAGCUUUCCAGACAAUUCAGUAUGGUGCUGAUGUGUACAGAUAGUAUGGCCGCUGCACCCGACAGUGCAUUUUGUGGAAUUUGUGAAGUUCGUCAUAUUACAAAAGCAUCCACUUAUUGGUGUCCUGAAUGCGAUGAAGGAUUAUGUACAGAAUGCCAUGAACAUCACAGUAUUUCGAAAGCAACACGAAAACAUGGUGUCAUUUCUAUAAAAAAUUAUAGAAAACUACCAACAUCCAUUGCAAACAUCGCAAAUUUCUGCACGGAGCAUGAUAUGAAAUUUGAAAAUUAUUGUCCGCAUCAUAACAAAAUAUGUUGCCCGGCCUGUAUUUCUACUAACCACAAAAACUGUGUCGGUUUGCACCUACUUCGUGAUGUUCUAAAAACUGCUAAGUCAUCAACGUUAUUUGACUCCAUUGAAAUGAGCAUUCAAGACAUAAAAACCAACAUUGACACAAUCAUAAAGGAUCGCAUAGAUGAUCUUACCAGGUUCCUUCACCAACGAGAAAAAUGUCGGAAUGAAAUCAAACAGUUGAGAAUUGUAAUAAAUUCUCACUUAGAUGAACUAGAAGAACAGAUAUUGAAAAAGCUUAAUGCUGUCGAGAUGGAAGUAAACUUAAAAACAGAUAAAUUGGUAGCAGAUCUUUCAGAAAAAACAAAAUAUGCAGAUAUCUUGCAAGCCAACAUCACAUCUGUCAAGAAAUAUGGAUCAGAUCUGCAGGCAUACAUGGGCAGUAAACUAAUUGAAGCUGAUGUGGAAAAGGAAGAAAAAUACCUCCAGUCUUUAACCAAGAACAGAAGCCUUCAACAAAAUCUCUUGCAGUGCAAAAUUGAUGAUAAAAUAUUGAAGUUAUCAUCAAUUACAACCUUUGGAUCAAUUUCUAUAAGUUUAGGAUCGGUAUCUGUUUCUUUGAAAUCAGAAAGACAAAAGCAGGCACAGAUCUUUACAAAAAUUCCUACAGAUAUCAAGAGGACUGUUAAAGAUAUAACACUGUCAUGUGCAUCGAAAAUUGAAAUGACAGGAGAUUUGUUUAAAGAUUCAGACAUCCGUGAUGCCGUUGUUUUGUCUAACGGACAAAUCAUAUUUGCAGAUUUUAGUCAACGGAGGCUUAUUGUGUUGAAAAUUGAUGGUACGCUCGAGAAAACAGUAUCAGUGACUAGUGGGCCGUUUGCAAUUACCAACAUUAGCGACAAAGCAGUUGCUAUUUCAGCCAUUCGUGCCGCCGAGAUUAUCGAAAUCGACACUGGGAAUAUCAAAGUAAAUAUCAAAACAAACGGUGAAUGUCAAUGCAUAGAUUACCACUUCGCCAGAGAAAUGAUAGUAUGUUAUGUUAAAUCAAAGGGAAUUCAAUCGAUUCAAUUAUAUGACAAGACUAUUUCCACUAUCGUAAAAGCGAGAGGCGACUCAAAGUCUGGUUCGAUCUACAUUGCUGUUCAAGGCGAUAACAUCUACGAAUCCAGAUCCGAACAACAUACGAUCUCAUGCUAUACAUUGAUUGGAGAGAAGCUAUGGGUGUUUAACAACACAUACUUAUUGGCUUAUCCUUUGGCAAUUUCCCUCGAUGAAGACUCAAACGUGUUUGUAUGUUCUUACUAUACAAACAGUGUAGUUGUCCUGUCGUCUGAUGGGACAAAAUGUAAAAAGAUUCUUAGUUUUGAAGAUGAAAUAUCGCGUCCAUGUGCAUUGUUUUUUGAUAUAAAGAGAACAAACCUGCUUUUUGCUAAGACAAGUGGACCAAUCUAUGUUUAUAACGUUUCGUAAAUAGGGAGGAAUUGUAUCUCUCAGUCCUAUAAUCGACUUUAAGACAUUUUGCGUUCAUGUUAUGGCUGAACGAAAAUCUUUUCAAUUAAUUUGACUAUAAUCUAUCGGACUUUUAUAUUUACACUGUAAAAUUAGUUGUUAUCUCGUGUUCCAUUUUUGUUUUAUAUGCACUUAUAUUGAUUUGAAUGUAUGUUUCUACUAAUCCGGUAAAGUGUUUCGUAUCAGCGUGCCACUAAAAAUUGUAACUCAUUUAUUUCUAAUAAUAGACAAUAAUUGCUUGAA
Molecule: messenger RNA, 2149 nt
Organism: Mytilus californianus (California mussel)
Lineage: Eukaryota; Metazoa; Mollusca; Bivalvia; Mytilida; Mytilidae
Exons: 3
Coding region: 128-1867 (579 amino acids)
Molecular function (GO): zinc ion binding
Source: RefSeq, a predicted model, not a curated record